CUGGGUGUGUUCCACAGCCACGCAGUUGUACUCUCCGAUCAUUGACGAGUCGAUAGGGACAUUGCGCUCACUCAAGAUCCUGCUCCCAUUGACUCGGAUCCUAUAUAAGGGUGCAUGUACUGGAGAGUGUGUCAAACCUACGAGUCCGUCCGCUUGUGGUAGUCCGCUAAGUUCACGUCAGACCGCUACAUCAUACAUAUGUACAUACUGUCAGUAAGACGACGAGCGGCUAUGUUUUUACUCCAUAUACGUGUAUCGUGAGCGAGAAGACUGCUGUAUUCGCCCGCCGACGCCUGUAUCGUGCAAACUAUAAUUGUGCAGACCUGUUCCAGUAUUUAAAGAAAACUAACUAUAACAAAUGUCUACAGACAUGGGUAACUUAUUUAUUUCAGUGUACAUUUUGUCAUUUAUUUAUUUUUGUCCAUUGACUGUGAUCGGAGAGUCAGUUUCUGACAUUACACUGCCAGCUAGCUUGAUAGAGAAAGUGAGUAGAAAAGUGCCACUGACAGUGCCUCACAGGACCUCCAAUAUAUACCUGGACCCGUGUAAAGCUUCUGCCUUCAUCGGAGACAUUGCAUUAACAAAAGAAGAAUUCCAGAAACAGGUGUCAAAACUUCAUAUAAACAAUAAGACAGCCAAUGACUUACUGGAUGGCAAAAAAACAGUUCAAACUCAAAAUGCUGCAAAGAAACUGUUGAUGUCUACAGGGUCCAAAAAUGAGGAAAUACGACACAAAGGAAGACUAGAAAAGCUUGAAAAGUUGUGCAACAGGAUAAAGAAAGGCAAACGGAAAAGGACUGGGAGAAGAGGAAAGAAGUGCAAGCUUUAUGAAAAGCUCAAACAACAGCAGAUCAGCAACGGCCACUUUGAUGAUAAUGGAAGUAAUGGACAUCAUAGAGGAAAGAGAGCUGCUACGGCUAGAAAGGAAAGGCUGUGGGAUUAUGCUGUUAUACCAUACGACAUUGAGUCCAAUUUUACAGGAGAUGACAAGACAUUGUUCAAACUGGCAAUGAGGCACUGGGAAAAUUUUACCUGUGUCACCUUCAUAGAAAAACGGCCUGAGGAUCAGAAUUAUAUUGUUUUCACCCAGAAGCCCUGUGGGUGUUGUUCCUUUGUUGGCAAGAGAGGUAAUGGUGCUCAGGCUAUCUCCAUUGGCAAGAACUGUGAUAAGUUUGGAAUAGUGGUUCACGAGUUGGGUCAUGUGAUAGGGUUUUGGCAUGAGCACACGCGGCCAGACCGGGAUGAACAUGUACAGAUCAUAUAUAAAAAUAUCAUGCCAGGUCAGGAAUAUAAUUUCAACGAGUUGACAAAAGAUGAAGUGAACUCAUUAGGAGAGGAUUAUGACUACGGCAGCAUAAUGCACUAUGCCAGAAACACAUUUGCCAGACUUCGCUACCUGGACACAAUCCUUCCCAAGAGGAAAUCUGGCACCCUUACCAGACCAGAGAUCGGCCAGCGAGUGCGCCUUAGUCCAGGGGACAUACGACAGGCCAAUAAACUCUACAGCUGUCCUAGCUGUGGUAGAACUCUCCAGGAACCCAGCGGCAGUUUCUCUUACUCCCCUGAGGGCAAAUCAGACAGCAUUUGCCAGUGGAGGAUAUCAGCAACUCAUGGAGAGAAAAUAGUCCUCAACAUCACCGCUCUCGAUAUCCCAGAAUCCCACAACUGUCAGCAUGAUUACCUGGAAGUGAGAGAUGGUUUCUAUGUACGGUCUCCAUUAUUGGGUCGUUUCUGUGGAUCAAAGAUUCCAAGUACUUUGGCUUCUUCUGAUAGUCGUAUGUGGCUGGAGUAUAGAUCAGCCAGGCCCUGGGGGAAAGGAUUCACGGCUGAUUAUGAAGCUAUCUGUGGUGGAGAUAUCAGGAAAGAUGAAGGCCAGCUUACAAGUCCCAACUACCCAGAUGAUUACAAACCCAACAAAGACUGUGUGUGGAAAAUCACAGUAUCAGAGGAUUAUCAGGUCGCCCUCAAGUUCCAGUCCUCUGAGAUCGAGAACCAUGAUGACUGUGUGUAUGACUACAUAGAGGUACGAGAUGGGCAUGAUGAAGACUCUCCGGUUCUGGGCAGAUUCUGUGGCUACAAGGUACCAGGAGACCUCAAGUCCACCAAGAACAAAAUGACUGUCAAAUUCGUCUCGGAUGGGUCCGUUCAGAAAUCGGGGUUUUCUGCCUCAUUUAUUAAAGAAUAUGAUGAGUGUAAGACAGAUGCCCACGGCUGUGAUCAUUUCUGUGUGAAUACCCUGGGUAGCUUUACCUGUCAGUGCAAACUUGGAUACGAGCUUCAUUCUGAUGGCAAAAAGUGUGAAGAUGCCUGUGGUGGAUAUAUUGAGGCUGCCCCUAACGGCACCAUCCAGAGCCCGUCUUACCCUGACCUUUACCCUCCCAGUAAGACGUGUGUCUGGCAAAUUGUGGCUCGACCCCAGUACCGUAUAACUCUAAACUUCACUCACUUUGACUUGGAGGGCAAUAAUCAUGAUUGUGAGUAUGACUCAGUGAAGAUGCAGAGUGGAGUGGGAACUGAAGUUACGCCCCAUGGGGUGUACUGUGGGUCUACAUUACCCCAGGCCAUCACGUCUCAGUCCAACACACUGCUGAUUGAGUUCACUUCUGACAACUCUGUAGAGAAAACAGGAUUCAACGCUGUCUUCUUCACAGACAAGGACGAGUGUGCCAUAGAAAAUGGAGGCUGUCAGCAUGUUUGUAAAAACACUUUGGGCAGUUACCAAUGUGCCUGCCAUAAUGGUUUUACUCUACAUGAAAACAAGCAUGACUGCAAAGAAGGUGGGUGUCAGCACAACAUCAUCCAGCCUGAAGGAGAGAUCAGCAGUCCCAAUUGGCCGCACCUGUACCCAAGUCGUAAAGACUGUAUCUGGCACUUCAGCACCAAAAUGGGACAUCGUAUUAAACUCGUCUUCACAAACUUUGACCUGGAGCCACACCAGGAGUGUACCUAUGACCACAUCGAGGUUUAUGACGGAGAUGAUUCCAAAGCGCGAAGUUUGGGUCGACAUUGCGGCAAUAAAAUACCUCCACCUAUUAUGUCAAGCUCAAACAAAAUGUUUAUGAAGUUCUACUCAGAUGCUAGUGUUCAGAGAAAUGGAUUUAACGCUGAACAUUCUACAGUGUGUGGUGGCCAUCUUAUGGCAUCAUCUAGUGAUCAGAAGCUAUAUUCCCAUGCCAAGUAUGGAGGUCAACGCUAUGAUAAUAGAGAGGACUGCCAGUGGAUCAUUGAGGCCACUAAGGGCUUUGUUGUGCACCUACGCUUCCUGGAGUUUGAAGUGGAGGACGAAGGAGAUUGCUCGUAUGACCAGGUAGAGGUGUAUGAUGGAGAGGAAGAGAGCUCUGUUAAGCUGGGUCGUUUCUGUGGCAGUGAGGUGCCUUCUGAGCUCACCUCUUCUGGAGAGUACAUGUUAGUGACGUUCAAGUCUGACGAUACCAUCAAUAUGAAGGGAUUCUUGGCAUCCUUCACCGUAACCAAGGCAGAUUCGAGCAAAGUGGGGCAAACAAAACAGCUCCCUGAAGUGCAAAACAUUUUUGUGUGAGGAGACCACUUACAGGGACAAGGGAGAUAACUAUUGUGAGUGGGGAGCAAAGUUUAUGUCAACAAAUCGUCAGUUGAAGUCAUCAGCAACCUAUUAACUUUGGAGGAGCUGACAAGCUGUGAGAAUUGGACUGCUGAUUACCAGUGUCUUCUUACCCAGGAGUUCUUCUCUACAGAGAUAAUUCACAGAAUUGGGGCCAGGGAAUGGUGGUGAUUUAAUGUUAAUGAGGGAAGCACCUGUACCAUGUAAUUAUUGGUGCAGCUUGUUUGGCACGGGUCCACAUCCCCUUGGCUGCAUGCCUGGGUCCUGGUGUUCUGCUGACGUGUAGAGGCUGGGCCAGGAAGGAGAGCCUCUACACUAGCUCAUUACACACACACACACACCUCGGAACUUUGAACACAACUUGUGAAACCUGCCCUAAACCCAGGGUAGAACAGACUUGCAGACAUUCGACUGCCUCUUUGAAAGUAUGAAACAGUGUUUGAUUGAAUGUUCUUCUUGUUGUUGUGAUCAUGUGUACCUCAAAUGAGGGAAACCAUAGUAUUUAAGCGAGUGCAAUUUCAGAUGACACAAAAUGCAUUAUAGAUUCACUAUGUGAAAUUUGAACUGUACAUUUUGUGACUUCAGAUGCAGUUGACUGCAUUGGACCGUUGAGAUAUUUACCAGUCUUCUCAUCCUUGCAUAUGUUAGCUACUAUAAUCCAGUUAGCCUGUACAUAUCUUUGAAUGACAUUGCCGAACUGUUACUAACUGUUGUGGUAAUCCAACAUUUGAACAAAGCUCAAUUUAUUUUUGAGUCUAUCCCCUAGUACAUGGUGCUGUGAACAAGACAUCAUUUCCACUUAUUAUAGAUCUACUUAGAUACGAAGUAAAGUUUUUCUGAUUAUCUAUUGGAUGGACUUUUGGAAUCAUUUUUAACAUUUACAAACUGAUGUUUCCUGUAUUAAGUGGAUUUUACCUCAAUGUUGACUUGUUAAAUACUUGUUAAUCUUUUUGUGCUUAUGUGUAGAUCUUGUAUACCUUUUUAUCAACCAUUUACUCUUUAUUGUUCACUGUAAUAAAGUAAUCAUUAGAAAUCAGAAAGGGCUUGUGUUAUGCAAUUUGGUUUCGUAGUUAUAAUUUAAAAGUAUUAAGGGAAAAGGGGUUAGUACAAGUGA
Messenger RNA from Liolophura sinensis, 4694 nucleotides. RefSeq names its product tolloid-like protein 1. Gene Ontology annotation, molecular function: zinc ion binding; metalloendopeptidase activity; calcium ion binding. The record is from RefSeq and is a predicted model, not a curated record. Gene Ontology annotation, biological process: proteolysis. Bases 359 to 3538 code for a protein of 1059 amino acids. The transcript is spliced from 18 exons. NCBI's taxonomy places the organism in Eukaryota, Metazoa, Mollusca, Polyplacophora, Chitonida, Chitonidae.